CACGGCCAACCAUCUCACGCACCGAAUCACCUCCAGCAAGCGGAGGUCGCCGGAUCAGACAUCGAGUCGCUCUUCCCCACCUCGCUGCACCGCGUGCUGCUGCACCGCCCGAUGCCGUUGGCGGACUGGAGGGUCUUGGAGGCCGCCAGGGCCGCGGGCCGCGUGGCCGAAAUCGGCGUCUGCAACUACUCUGCCGAGAAGCUCCAGGAGCUUCUCGCGCACUGCGACCUGAAGCCAGACGUGGUGCAGAACGAGCUGCACCCGUGCAUCCAUACCCCAGUCCCCGACAUCUGCAGGCAGCACGGUAUCCGCUUCGAGGCGCACUCCGUGAUGUCUGCCAACGGGCACCUGGCUGAGUUUGCGGCCAGGCGGCAGCCGGCCACUGCGGCGCAGGUUGCCAUCGCCUUCUGCCUCGCCCGCGGAGCAGACGUGUGCUUCUCGACGGCGAAUUUGCAGCACUUGCGCGAGAACUUGGAGCCCCAGUUGCCCUCUUUGUUGUCGUCCGCAGAAGUGGAGGAGCUCUCGACGCUUGCCUUGCGGCAUCCCAUCCGUCGAUACCGCUCCCAGGGCUCUGUCGCCCUCGACGCGGACGAGCUGUACGGCCAGCUUGCAAAAGAUAUCGCGGACUUCGAGUCGGGCCUGCCCUUCUCCGACCUCUGCGUGCGCGUACCGAAGACCCACCGCGGCACGGGUGGCGAGCUCGCCAAGGCCUUAGCACAGCGCUUCUUCCCCGAGUCCGAGGGCUGCUCCGCCCACCAGAGGUUCGACGGCCUCCUGCACAGGCUGCGCAGGGCGCACGAGGCGCGCCGGGAGGCGGCGCGCGAGGACCUGCGGCGCGCCGCGCCGAAGACCUGCGCCCUGCCGCGGCAGGCGGUCGCCUUCCCGGAGGCGCUGCCCGUGGCCGUCCCCGGCCCGGCGUGCUUUGACGCCUUCCUGCAGGAGCUGAGGGGCCUGCCCACGUCGGGCUGGAUCUCCGAGGAGGAACAGGUAUACCCAUGCCUCCACCCUUCCCUCGUCCUCCCUUGUUGGGCCUCCUCGGAGGCCCUCGUCGCCACCGCUGGGUUCGCCUCGAGAGCCUGGUCAGAACCCACCCCAGGAGAGGUCCGGAGGGUCGCGGUAUCGGUACCUUUUGGUCUCCCCAGGAUCGGCCACCCUCGGCGCUUCGAGAGGGGCACCCUGUUCCCGGACGGCCGCAUGGACCUCUGCAAGCAGGCGAUACGGCCGCGCUUCGAGGAGCUGUGCGGCUCGGUGCAGAGGUCGUGCGCCGUGAGGCACUUCCUGCUGGGCAACAACGUCGUCUUCCGCGACGGCACCGUCGAGGAGCUCGCCCUGCGCCUGGCGGCGCUGGAGCGGCUGCUGCGCUCCGACCCACAGAUCGAGACGUGGUACCUGGCGGGCAACGCCAUCGACGCGGAGCUCUCGGCCCCGAUCGCAGAGGCGUUCCUGCUCGCCUCGCGCACGAAGGCCCUGUGGCUGAAGAUGAACCCCGUGAAGGCGGGGGCGCGCCACUUCGGCAGACUGGCGGCGCUGCACUCGGGCCUCGAGCUGCUCGACCUCUUCAACACGGGCCUGUGCGACUCGGGCCUGCGCGCCUUCCGCGACGGCCUGGCCGCGCACGGUGGCUCGCGCUCGCUGAAGCACCUCUACCUGUCGGUGAACGACAUCACCGACGGCGCAUGCGCGGCGGAGGUCGUGCGCCUGCUGCCCUCGCUGGAGUCCCUGUUCCUUGGCGUGAACCUGCUGGGCGACGCCGGCGCCGCUCCCGUGCUCGAGGCUCUGGUCGGCCACCCCUCGCUGCGGCGUCUGGAGUUUGGCUCCAACGGCCUCACCGACGCGUCGCUGCCGCUGCUGCUGAGGGUAGUCUCCAGCGCACCGCUGGUGGCGGCACUGACCCUCGGCUCCUACAAGUCGACGGACUAUUUCGGCGGCCGGCACAACGACUUCGUAGACGCAGCAGCACUCGCGCAGAUCGCCUCGCAUCUGGGCUUCAUGAGCUUGAACGGUGGCGUCAACGGCCUCGACUUUGCUUCUUUCGAAGACCAUGUCCGUGCACAGGCGCCCGACACGCUGGUUUUCGCCACGCAGCCCGGCAAGUCACUCUGGCUGGGCGACACAUCUGUCAGGCGCGGCCUUCAGCACCCAGAGCCGUUCGUGAAGCACAUCGAGUCGAUUUACCGCAACCAGAUGUAAUCGCACGUCGGGCGAGUGCGGCGCCGUGGCCGGCGGCCGCCAGAGUGCCUUGCGCAGCACUGCUCGCGCGCCGCUCGCGGAUCUAGCGUGUACAGUGGAGUCUUCCCCGAGUGAGUUAAGUGUACAGUGCUCCAGUACGGCGGCAGCCUUGCUCAGCGGAUCGCGAAGCGUGCGAGGGCACUGAAACGUUACUUCCGCCUGUCGCCUCGCUGCCAACCGAAGCUGCGAACGAGCGAGAGGUCUGCAGGGCGAGGUUGGACCGCCGACGGUCUUGCGAAGCGACCUAUCCCUCGACCCGUUUCUCUCGUGAGCUUCGCCCCGGCGUUUCAUCCCGAGCCGGUCUUCGAGGAAGA
This is a messenger RNA of Prorocentrum cordatum, 2543 nucleotides long. NCBI's taxonomy places the organism in Eukaryota, Dinophyceae, Prorocentrales, Prorocentraceae. The record is from the annotation of a GenBank genome assembly.